Molecule: messenger RNA, 1197 nt
Organism: Colletotrichum godetiae
Lineage: Eukaryota; Fungi; Ascomycota; Sordariomycetes; Glomerellales; Glomerellaceae
Product: aspartate aminotransferase
Exons: 2
Coding region: 1-1197 (398 amino acids)
Biological process (GO): biosynthetic process
Molecular function (GO): pyridoxal phosphate binding; catalytic activity
Source: RefSeq, a predicted model, not a curated record
AUGGUCCAGAUCAAAGCUUUCGAGGUAGAAGAGUGGAUGGAUCGUCUGGAGACAACGCCAGGUGCUCUCAACAUUGCCGAAACAUGUUGCGAGUCUGUAUCAAUCAAGGAGUUGACAGAGUUGUCGAUUGACAAGUCGGCCGCCGGUCCCCUUGACAUCGCAACUCGACGAAUGACCUACGGCGCGAUUUACGGAUCAGAGAAGACGCGCCAGCAGAUCGCCAACUUAUACGAAAACGACGUCUCGGGCUCACUUCCUAGUGACCAAGUCAUCAUUACGCAGGGAGCCAUUGUCGCCAACUUCCUCACUCUGUACACGCUCGUCGGUGCGAAUGACCAUGUCAUCUGUGUACACCCGACCUACCAACAGCUGUACGAAGUCCCCAAGAGCUUGGGCGCUGAAGUGAGCCUCUGGAAAUUGAAGAGUGCAAAUGGGUAUGUCCCGGACGUCCGCGAGCUUCAAGAGCUGGUACGAGAGAAUACCAAGAUGAUCAUCAUCAACAAUCCUAAUAACCCGACUGGUGUUACCACGCCCAAGCACGUUCUCGAAGACAUAGUCGCAUUUGCCAAGUCGAGAAACAUCAUCGUCAUGGCCGACGAGGUAUAUCGACCGCUCUUCCACAGCCUCCCUGCAGGAGAGAGCAUGCCCCCGUCAAUCCUGUCCCUAGGAUACGAACGAACCAUUUCUACUUCGAGCAUGUCGAAAGCUUUCUCUCUUGCCGGUAUCCGCCUGGGAUGGAUUGCUUCUAGAGAUCCUGAGAUCAUCAAAGCCGUCAAGAGUGCGCGGAACUACACGACCAUCAGCGUCUCGCAGCUCGACGACCAAGUGGCCGGCUAUGCUCUCUCGGAUGCGGUCAGACCAAAUCUCAUGCACCGAAAUAUCGAGCUUGCAAGGACGAACCUCCAGAUUCUUGACGACUUUGUAAAGAGACACCAAUCUAUUUGCUCCUGGGUCAAGCCCACGGCUGGCACAACGGCAAUGAUUGGCUUCCAAGUAGGUGGUAAACCAGUUCAAGAUGACGAGUUCUGCCUUGCAGUACUGGAAAAGACUGGAGUUCUGAUUAUGCCUGGGUCUACUUGUUUUGGCGAGGGCGUUGAUUUCAAGGGCCAAAUGCGCUUUGGUUAUGUGUGUCGCACAGAAGUGCUGAAAGAAGGCUUGGAGAGACUGAGCGUUUACCUGGCGAAAAGUUUCCGCUGA